GUGGUGUUCAGAUUUUACGCUAUGACAGACAACCCAAUAUCUAAGUCUGAUAACUGUGAAAAGUGUAUUUUAGAAGAUAUUACCAAAUGUUCUGAUCAUAAUGAUGUUAAAUUUUCAAGAAAAUCGGAUACAUUUUUUCUGUACUUUACCGUAUUAACUGGAAGUUUGCCAUGGUUUGUAGGAGGAAUGUCAAUUGUAUGGACUUCACCAGCAAUCACAAAAUUACAACUAAAUGAUACCGAAGUAAAUCCAAUAGGAAGACCGAUAAAGCCAAUUGAAGUAUCAGCGCUACUUGUAUCACAAGCUAUCGGAGGUAUAAUCGGGACCCUUCUACUGCCGAAAUUAGCAGAUAUUUGUGGAAGAAAACGAAGCUUGCAAAUUUUAAGCUGUGUUAUGAUUCUAAGUACUUCUGUGGUAGCAUUUUCUACGUAUGUCGGGUUUAUAGUGUUUUGUGCUGCCAUUACGGUUGUAGCUUUUUGUGGAAUCUGGGCCAUCUGCCCCAUUUACAUAACAGAAAUAUGUGAAGAUCAUAACAGGGCUAAGUUUUCUUGUUUUAUGGCAGCUUUUAUUCCAGUUGGGGAGUUGUUUUGUUAUAUCAUAGGUCCGUUGUUCAGUUAUAAAAUUUACACGAUGGUUAUGACAAUACCCUUAUUUUUACAUCUCGCUCUAUCUUUACUUUUACCAGAAAGCCCUAUAUUUCUUCUAACAAAAAAUAAAAAAACUGACUGCCUUAUUGCUCUUAAAAAACUAAGAAGCAAUAAAACUAAUGAAGAAAUCAAGAUUGAUUUCGACAAUAUGUGUAUUAAUUUAACAAAUAUUCAAAUAACAGAGGGAUUAGGUGUUAGUAAACUACUAACUACAAGAGAAGGCCGAAUUGGUUUACUCCUUAGCCUGUUGCCAAUUUUUAUACAAAAUCUCUGCGGUGUUCCAGUAUUAAUGCCGCUAAUGGCUCCGAUUUUUAAUAAGUCAGGUUCAAACCUCUCUGGAAACACAAUCGCUAUGUAUGUAGGUUUGGUUAAAAUUAUAACUUUCAUUACUGCAUCUAUGGUAGUUGAAAAACUUGGCAGAAAACCAUUAUUAAUCAUAUCUUCCUUAGGAACUGGAAUAUGUAUGUCAAUCCUAGGUAUCUUUUUUUACUUAAAUCAUAUUAAUUCCUCUUUUGUUCUCCAAUUUCAAUGGGUGCCACUUACAUGUAUCCUUCUUUACUUUAUUUUGUAUGGUUUCGGACUUGGUCCUGUACCGUACUCAAUGAUAAGUGAACUAUUUCCGUCUAAUUUAAGAUCUGCUGCUUCUAUGAUAGUUCUGACCAGCGUGGGUAUUCUGAUUGCGGUAUAUUUAGCUGUAUUUCUUACAUUAGCUGAAGCAAUCGGUAUACACUGGUGUAUGGAAAUGUUUGCAACUAUGUCUCUUAUAGGAACAGUUUUAUUUUAUACGAUAUUGCCGGAAACAAAAGGAAAGAGUAUCGAAGAAAUUCAAGAGAUGAUAAAAAACUUAAAAAUCUUUAAAAAACGUAUGUAAAUUAUAAAUAUAUUUUUUUAUGUAACUUCUAACUUCCUUAAUAAAACCGAUUAAAUAAAACUAGGGGAGA
Messenger RNA from Diabrotica balteata, 1588 nucleotides. The record is from the annotation of a GenBank genome assembly. Lineage: Eukaryota; Metazoa; Arthropoda; Insecta; Coleoptera; Chrysomelidae.